Molecule: messenger RNA, 3909 nt
Organism: Myzus persicae (green peach aphid)
Lineage: Eukaryota; Metazoa; Arthropoda; Insecta; Hemiptera; Aphididae
Gene: Snrk
Product: SNF-related serine/threonine-protein kinase
Exons: 8
Coding region: 446-2632 (728 amino acids)
Biological process (GO): intracellular signal transduction; protein phosphorylation; microtubule cytoskeleton organization
Cellular component (GO): cytoplasm
Molecular function (GO): protein serine/threonine kinase activity; ATP binding; tau-protein kinase activity
Source: RefSeq, a predicted model, not a curated record
CAUUUUCAUAAAAAUCUACAUGGACGGUGGCGGCGGUCUAGCGAGCGCCGAGGCCGAGCACUAGCCACUAGCUGCUGGCGCCUAGCAGUGACUAAAUGGUGUGUAGUAUUAAUUUGUUCUAAUAUUUGUUGUUUAAACUUUUGUAGUAGUAAUAAAUAAUAAUAAUACCGUCGUAGUCGUAACUGUGCGUUUUGUCUUGUGAUUAUUAUUUGUUGAUAAACAAAAACUUAUCGAUACCGAAAACAUCGGCGUGAAACCGACGUAAAGAACGUCUUCUAACGUGAGGGAGGUCCCAUGCUAGAAGGGUUGUUCACGAGACGACGAUGGAUAUCCUAACCAAUCACGAUCGUGUCCGUCCGAAACUCUGAGAGGCCGCUCUUCAGGGUAGGUCGGUGGUUGUGGUCGUCGUCGGGGUGUGUCUGCGAAUCGCGGCAUCGCGCAGACGAUGCAACACAGUAGCGGCGUGAUCGGCAAACCGGACACGGUCAGACCGGCCAAGCAUAAUGGUGGCAACAUCGCUGGUAUGUAUGACUUGGAGCAGACGCUCGGUAAAGGUCACUUUGCUGUCGUUAAGAUGGCUAGGCAUGUGUUCACUGGUGAACAGGUAGCUGUCAAGGUGAUCGACAAGAACAAGCUGGAAGAAGUCUCUCGUAAUCAUCUGUACCAAGAGGUUCGAUGUAUGAAACUAGUGCAACAUCCUAAUGUUGUGAGAUUAUAUGAAGUGAUUGAUACACACAGUAAAUUAUAUCUCAUACUUGAGUUAGCUGACGGUGGAGAUUUAUAUGAUUACAUUAUGCGACACGAAGGCGGAUUGUCUGAGCAAUUGGCUUGUGAAUAUUUUGCACAGAUUGUACGAGCAAUAUCAUACUGUCACAAACUGCAUGUUGUCCAUAGAGAUUUAAAACCUGAAAAUGUGGUAUUUUUUGAAAAACAAGGAAUUGUUAAACUUACAGACUUUGGUUUUAGCAAUACGUUUUGUCCGGGUCAAAAAUUAGAAACGUCGUGUGGUUCUUUGGCUUAUUCAGCUCCUGAAAUUUUGAUUGGGAAUUCAUAUAAUGCUACUGCUGUUGAUAUCUGGUCGUUGGGUGUAAUUUUGUAUAUGUUGGUAUGUGGUGAAGCACCAUUUCAUUCAGCUAAUGACAGUGAAACUUUGACAAUGAUUAUGGACUGUAAGUACAAAGUGUCCAGUCAUGUGUCUGAAGAAUGUAAAACACUCAUUGGUCGCAUGCUAGUGCGAAAUCCCGAGAAACGAGCAAAUCUUGACGAGAUCGCUGCAGAUGUUUGGUUAAAAGAUGUCAAAGUGAUAAAUGACGAUGAGAGUCCGUUGGUGUCCAAACAAUUAAUUAACGAUGAUGACCAUGCAUUAAUUGUUCAAAAAAUGAUAAGUGGAAAAAUUGCAACAAAAGAACAAAUUGUGGAGGCCUUAGAUAAAAACGAGUAUAAUCAUAUAACGGCUACUUAUUAUUUACUCGCAGAAAGAAAAUUGAAGUCGGCAACACCAAAAAAAUCUCAAACUAUUAAAAAUGAUAUGAAUGUUUCUCAGUUAAAUGUAGUUGAUAAUUCUAACCAAAAUAAUGCUCCGGUGGUAGUCAAUGUUGCGCCUAAAUCUGCUACAUUAGCAUCGUUGCAUUCUGAUCGUCCUAAAAGAACACGAAAGUGUAGUGUUGUAGUUGAAGAAGAAGAUGAAAAGGAAGACGAAGAAGAGGAUGAUGAUAAUAGUUCAUUAAAUCGAAGAGGCUCUCGGUCAGAAGGAAAAUUGAAUACAAUAGCUUCUGAACUAAGAACAAAAAAACUUUUGAUCACUGAAAUUCAUGAAACAAAUCCAACAUCUGGUUCUGUUGUGUCUAACAAAAUCCCACCACCUUUUGUGUCGUCUCACAGUUCACCGCAGCUACUUCUCGAUGAUAAGCAAAAUAGAAUCGGCAAUUAUAUAACAUAUGAACAAAGACGAAGCAAAAUGCAUAAAAAUCGCACAGCAUCCUGUAGCAGCUCUGAAACUAGUGAUGAUGAUACUGAUGGUCGUAAAAAGCGAGGCAGUAGUAGGUCAUUGGCUUCAUUUAAGGGUAAUGAUAAGGAUCCUGAUAAUGAUGGAAUGGGAAAUGCUGGUGGGCAAGGAACAGAGCCAUCACAAGAACAUAACACUGAUGAUCAAAAAAGAGAUGAGAAUAGUGGAAAUAAAACAGAACGACCAAGUGGAAGUACUGCAGGCAGACGGCGAUGCAUAAGUGCGAAUGUCAGAAGUCGAAGGGGUAGAUCAGCUGAAACUAGAUUAAGAGAAAGUCAAAGUUUGAAUCGUAUCACUGAAGUCCAAGAGUCUGAAGUAAACACCCCCAGUUCAACCGCCAACUGCGAUAGCUUUGAAUUCAUCAAUAAAAACUGCCAGGUGGCUGUGGAUAAUACCGUUGCCGAUAAAAACCCUGCAACCAUAUCAACUUUACCCCAAUAUAAAAAACACCAAACGCCUAAACGUAUCUCUUUGUUUAGUAAGUAUUUAAAUUUACAAAAAAAACUGUGUACACAAAUUCUGUUUAGCAAGAAGAACACCGAUAAUCGUUUAUACAAGGCAAAAUCGUGUUCAGAAAUGGCUAACUCCAAAAUUGCCAUAAGAGAAGUGAGUGCAGACAGGUGUUGAUCCCUUCUCAAGCACUGCACAACAAAUGUAUUAUUAUUUAGUCCAGGUGUAUUAUGUCAAACAAUACUUUAAUUUAUUACCUUUUUAUCAUUGAAUUUCCACAAGAAUAUUAUUUCUAAAUUUAUAUGGCUCUUAUUAGUGAUAUCAUAUAAUAUGAUGACACUAUAACAAUGAUUUUUAUUUAAUAUGACUUGCAACACAAUAUUCCCUAAAAACUAAUCUGUUACCGAAUAAAUGGAUUUUCUAUUAUAAUUAUUAACUUGUUUUAGUUUAGAAAUAUUUUUUUUUAAGAAAAUUAAAUUUGUUAAUUUUUAACCAAAGUUAAUUUUUACACGCAUAUAUUUUUAUACAUGAGACUUGCUUAAAUGUGCAGUACAAUUAUUAAGACGCACAUUGAACUAUUUGUUUUUUGUUUUUAAGUUUUUAGUCAAUACCAAAUUGUUAUUAUUUUUGAUUGUAUAAUAUAUUGAAUAUAUUGGUGAAAAGGAGAAACAAUAAGAUUUUACUAGAUAAUUAAAGAAAUCAGACUAGUCAAUUUUAUCCUCAAUAAAGGUCACAAAGAAAUCAAUUUGUUUUAUAUAUUAUUUAAUUUAAUUUGUUGUUUAAUUAUUAUUAUUAUUAUUAUUAUUAUUUUUGACUAAUGUUUAAAAUUAAAAUAUUUAAUAAAUAAUAUCUCUAUAGUUGAAUGUUACAUACAAGUAGACAAAUAGAUAAUAUUUAAUAUUUAUCAAUGUAUUUUAUUGCUAUCCACAAAACACUAUUACCACUGUUUAUCGGUUGUGAAAACACUUAACGAUGAACAUAAAUAUUUAUUUAUGUUUGAGAUCUUACUUAUAUCAUGAUAACCGUUCUGUUAGCAGAAUAUCAUUGAUACUAACAACAAUAAAAUACUUUUUUUUUUUACCAUGGGCAUAAAUAUUAGAAAAAUAGUGCCAUAUUUAUUAUAUAUACAUUAAUAAUUAACAAUUAUACACAAUAUAUAGAUAAUUUUAUUAUUGUUAACAUAAUAAUUUUGUAUACCAAAAACUAAAGUAUGUUAUUAUAAACACAAAACAAAGUAUAAGUGUGCAAUAUAUUUACUAUAUAUAUUUUAGAAAUUUGAAUAACAUUAAAGUUGACAAUCGAAGGUUUUAACUUCUUUUCUGUUACGGAAAUAACUAGUUCAUAAGUUCAUUAGAAUUUUUGUUUUUAAUAUGAUGAAUAUCAGUAUAAUAUAACGGUCUGAGCAAAUAUUAAACUACUCUAAUGGUAAUAAUAACCGUUUCAUAUUAAUUAUG